Scleropages formosus (Asian bonytongue) is the source of this 975-nucleotide messenger RNA. It is a transcript of the gene tas2r202, whose product is annotated as taste receptor, type 2, member 202. Gene Ontology annotation, cellular component: membrane. Gene Ontology annotation, molecular function: bitter taste receptor activity; G protein-coupled receptor activity. The record is from RefSeq and is a predicted model, not a curated record. Bases 1 to 975 code for a protein of 324 amino acids. Gene Ontology annotation, biological process: G protein-coupled receptor signaling pathway; sensory perception of taste. The transcript has a single exon. Lineage: Eukaryota; Metazoa; Chordata; Actinopteri; Osteoglossiformes; Osteoglossidae.
AUGCUGCCGCACGAAGUCAGGUUGGCCAUCUGGGUGAUGAUGGGCUUCACAGCCAUCCUCACCAUAUUGUUCAACCUCUUCAUCCUACUGAUGAGCCUCCACAGCUACAGGCACAACGGCCACUGGAUGCCCUGCGAGACCAUCAUCACGGCGCUGUCGCUGGCCAACGGAGCCUACCAGCUCGUCUCCUACUCCUGGGUCACCUUGGAGGAGGUGGAUAGGAUGUGUUACCUGGACAGAGAGAUCUUCUCCUUCCUGCUGGUGACAGUCUUCAGUCUGAAGUUCACCAUCAUCUGGAUCACAGCCUUUCUCACCUUCUUCUAUAGCACCAAGCUGGUGAUCGAGCCCAUCCAUUGCUACACCAAGAUCCAGGAAGCAUUCCUCAAGCACGCGGGCACGGUGGUCGUGGUCAUUCCCAUCUGCGGCUUCGGCAUCUGCAUGCCCCUGCUGACAGUCUUCGACGCCACUAACUCUACGGUGUCUAACAAUUACUGCAGUACCGUGACGACCGACAGUCACACCGGAGGCAUCUACCUGGGCUGCUACCUGCUGAUCUCUGACAUUGCACCCGGCCUGCUUAUACUCAAGAGCAGCAUCUCCAUCACUGUCCACCUGGUCAUCCACUUGCGCCACAUGAAGGCCAGUAACAAUGGCUUCCACGUCCCCAAGCUGAGCUCCGAGAUGCGGGUGGUCCGCAUGACCCUCAUCCUGGUGGUUGUGUUCCUCUGCUUCUUGUUUAUGGACCUCUUCACAAACUAUGUGACUGUGGUGCACGGUGAGAACAUCAUGGAGAUCACGAUGUUCUUCACCUCCCUCUACAUUGCUAUCAGCUCCCUGGUGCUCAUCUAUGGGAAGAAGAGCUUCUGGAAGGGGCUUCUUCACCAGUACAACGUCUUCUUGGACGAGUUCCUGUGUCUGCGUUGCCUCAAGGUGCCAGAGACCAAGGCCAAAGUCAACCCAGGUCCAGGACAUUAA